UAAGUAUGCCCUCUUUGAAACCCGUAAAGAGUAGCCGUUUAUAUGAUAAAGAUUAUUUACGACACAAGUCAGUAAUUGAUUUAUGUAUCUAUAAAAAUCCCACCCGGUUUAAGUAUUGUUCGAUAAGAUUAGUGCAUGUUAAACCUACUUAAAAGCGGUACACUCGCAGUUACGACCACAAUCUUUUGACAAGCAAAAACGAAAUGAAGUUACUAUUUGUUACGCAACUAUUGACGUUGUUCAUAGUUUUAGUAACUGCUCGCAAUCAUUUCUGGGAGCGACUACAUAGAGAACCUCCAAUAAGAGGUUCAACCACUAAAAACAUUCGUUUAGUGGAAUCAAAGUGGAUUAGACAAAAAGUCGAUAACUUUGAUCCUCAAAAUCCUUCGACAUGGAGCAUGCGAUAUAUGGAAAAUGCAGAACAUUAUCAACCUGGAGGACCUUUGUUCAUAUACGUAGGAGGAGAGUGGACUAUCAGUGCUGGUAGUAUUUCACGAGGUCAUUUCUAUGAUAUGGCGGAAGAACUAGGCGCAUACUUAUUUUAUACUGAACAUAGAUUUUAUGGACUAAGUCGUCCGACAGCGAAUACUCGGACUGACCAAUUGAAAUUUUUAAAUAUAGAUCAAGCGCUAGCUGAUUUGGCACAUUUUGUAGAAGAAAUGAGGAGUACUAUUGAAGGUGCGUCGAAUGCUAGUAUUAUCAUGGCCGGUGGAUCUUACUCUGCUACAAUGGUUGCUUGGUUCAGGCAGAAAUAUCCCCACUUGAUAAAUGGAGCAUGGGCGUCAAGCGCACCACUGCUGGCUAAACUCGAUUUUAUCGAGUAUAAGGAGGUUGUAACGGAAUCUAUACGACUUGUUGGAGGUGACUCAUGCACUGAUCGCAUUGAGAGGGCUAUCGAAAAAAUCGAAAGCCUUUUAGAUCAAGGAGAAUUUGAUGAAGUGCGUGAAAAUUUUAUGGUGUGUGAUAAUAUAGAUUUCACUAACAAUUUGGAUAAAGGGAAUUUUUUGAGCUCUAUAUCUGACUAUAUGGCUGGUGUUGUUCAAUACCAUUGGCCAGGAGAUAUUGAAGGAAUGUGUGAUAUCAUAACCGAUGAAUCCGUCGAUAACGAUAUUGAGGCUUUGGCUAGAUGGUUUACCCAAGGAGUUAGCAGUUGCAUGGAUUUUACUUACACGGCUUCGAUUCAAUACUAUAGCAAUACUGCGUGGAAUCAUGGAGCAAAUGUAGGCGCAAUGAGACAAUGGUUUUACCAAACUUGCGCAGAAUAUGGAUGGUAUCAAACUUCUGGGUCGGAAAAUCAAAUUUUUGGAUCCGGUUUUCCUGUAGAUCUUUAUAUUCAAAUGUGUGUGGAUUUAUAUGACCGAACAUUUAACACUAUGCAACUGGAGUCUAAUGUUGCUCGGACUAAUACUGUAUAUGGACACAUGAAUCCUGCUGUAACCAAUGUGUUUUUCACUCAUGGGCAACUUGAUCCUUGGCGUCCAAUGGGAAUACAGGAAGAUUUGAAUGAGCACUCACCGGCAGUAGUGAUUCCAUUGGCAUCACAUUGUGCAGACCUUGGGUCCAUUUCUGAAUACGAUUCACCAGAAAUGCGAGCAGCGAAGGAACGUAUAUUCGAACUUAUUAAAAUGUGGCUAUCUGUGUGAACCAACUAUCUCCACACAUACAACGUUGAUAUUUGAAAAAUACACACUUUUUCUAAAC
This is a messenger RNA of Wyeomyia smithii (pitcher-plant mosquito), 1701 nucleotides long. RefSeq names its product thymus-specific serine protease. The record is from RefSeq and is a predicted model, not a curated record. The coding region runs from base 204 to 1643 and encodes 479 amino acids. NCBI's taxonomy places the organism in Eukaryota, Metazoa, Arthropoda, Insecta, Diptera, Culicidae. The transcript has 7 exons. Gene Ontology annotation, biological process: proteolysis. Gene Ontology annotation, molecular function: serine-type exopeptidase activity; dipeptidyl-peptidase activity.